Messenger RNA from Sparassis crispa, 417 nucleotides. RefSeq lists its product as hypothetical. Lineage: Eukaryota; Fungi; Basidiomycota; Agaricomycetes; Polyporales; Sparassidaceae. Gene Ontology annotation, molecular function: DNA binding. Gene Ontology annotation, biological process: regulation of DNA-templated transcription. The transcript has 3 exons. The record is from RefSeq and is a predicted model, not a curated record. Gene Ontology annotation, cellular component: chromatin; nucleus. Bases 1 to 417 code for a protein of 138 amino acids.
AUGUCGGCCUCUCCUGCGCACGAGGAUCUCGGCGAGGAAGCGAAAGCAGAUGAGCUGGAGGAGUCUGCUGCUGACCCUGAGCAAGAACCUGAAGCACCACCGAAGCGCAAGCGCGGCCGUCCUCCGGGUAGCAAGAACAAGAAGUCCGCUGCCGCUAGUGCAGCGGGUCCUUCUACGUCUGCUGCAGGGGAAGGAUCGAGCGAUGCCCCCCCUGCUAAACGUCCGCGAGGCCGACCUCCCAAAAGGAAAGCGGAGGACACGGAAACCGAGACCAAACCGAAGCGUCCGAGAGGACGUCCACCGAAGAAGAAACCUGAACGCAAGGACGACGGUGAUGGUGGCGAUGGCGAGGCCGCUGAGUCGAGUGCUCCGAAGAGGAAGCGAGGGAGGCCUCGCAAGGAGGUCGCUUCAUCUUGA